Molecule: messenger RNA, 1059 nt
Organism: Zasmidium cellare ATCC 36951
Lineage: Eukaryota; Fungi; Ascomycota; Dothideomycetes; Mycosphaerellales; Mycosphaerellaceae
Exons: 2
Coding region: 1-1059 (352 amino acids)
Molecular function (GO): metal ion binding
Source: RefSeq, a predicted model, not a curated record
AUGUCUUCACAGACUGCCAACCCCUGGACAACACACCUGGUCUCCGUCAACCUCUUCGGACUCUCCCACCAACAGCGAACCUGCCCAAUCUGCCACCUUAACUUCGUCGACCCGGUCGUCUUGCCCUGCCAUUCCAACCACCAGUACUGUCGAUCUUGCAUAGUCACCUGGCUGAACGAGACUGAAUCCAACGCAUCCUGUCCCAUCUGCCGUGCAGCUUUCGUGGCCUCGGUGGAGGCCCCAGACCUGAACCAUCUCCAGCAAGUCCAGCUUGCGCUUCAGAUCUCGUCGCUCCAGCUACCAAAGGAUCGCGAGGCACCCACGUGGAUGGACACAUUCGGAUUGGAGUUGCUGACCCCUGGCUUGGACUUCUUCAGCAAUGGUCAGAUCUUCGAUACCGCCACUCUGGCAGCGAGGUACCUCGCCCAGGCAAUAGCCCCCAGCAAUUCUGUCUCCAACGAGAGCUCCAAGGGAGUCGGAUGCUUCGAUGCUGACAAGCUACUAGUCCACCUGCUCGUCAUGGCAAAACUGCUCAAAGCACAUGCUGCUGUCCAACGCAACGGCUUCACACCCAGCGACACCAGCGAGUGGACGCUGAUAGUGACGAAAAUCGGGCGAUCCAUCAGCUCCCACCACGGUAAGGUGAGAGAUAUCACCACCUUCCAGAGGAGGCUUCAACGCAAGAUUGACUUCGACAAGAGCACCAGAGGCCUGGACUUCCUGGUCGAGCCUUGGACCAGGGCUUGCGUCGAUCAACUACUCGACUACGUCUUCUUUGUGGCUAGGGAGGAGGCGAAGAACCGCAACAUCCAGGGGCUCUCGCACAAAGUGAAGAAGAAGGUGGCCAAAGCAGCUCAUCACGGAGCCGCGGCGGUGGAUGGCUCUCAUUUGACCGUCGGAAAAGAAAGAAGACAGAAGAGGCUGGGACCACUUCCCACGUAUCUGCCAAGAGCUGUUUCCCAAUCAGGCCAGGGCAGUCUAGCUUUUCCGGGCCGCGCUUCCCCCCUGACAACUCCGAUGUUCUGUGCGAAUUACAACGAUGCGGAACCCAGUCCUUGA